This is a messenger RNA of Saccostrea cuccullata (small rock oyster), 1129 nucleotides long. Its product is annotated as acidic skeletal organic matrix protein-like. Bases 79 to 1026 code for a protein of 315 amino acids. The record is from RefSeq and is a predicted model, not a curated record. The transcript has 2 exons. Lineage: Eukaryota; Metazoa; Mollusca; Bivalvia; Ostreida; Ostreidae.
AAUCCUUAACGGGGACCUUUUCCAGGAUACUGAUCAGUUACAUCAACCACAUACAACUGCCCUCAUAUCAAGACCACCAUGUACAAAAUUUGGGGAGGGAUUUUUGCUUUUUUUGCUUGUUUACAUGUACUUCUCGCCCAAAGAAACCCCUCUGGUGGAUCGGAAGGCAGGAUCAAUGGAAACGGAGUACAUGUACAGGGGUUAGGAAGGUCUGGAAAACUCCGAAUCGGAAGAAAUCGAAAUCUGGAAUCGGAUUCAAAUGCACUGACCAUUGACUUCGAUUCCAUCAGGGAGGUCGAUGGGAGCGGACGGUCUGUGGAGCAGGGAGGAACUAAGCCACAUAUGUUUAAUACACUUGCAAACCAACAAUUCAACAUUUCAAGACCGGAAAAUGUAACGUUUUCCAACAUUCAGGCUACUAGGAUAGUUUUUGAUGGAUUCCUCCCCAAUGGCGCGGAGCUUACAUUUCAAGUUUUCAUCUUCCAUGAGGAAGGCAAUAUAACAUUAGAUGAUGAAGUUACCUUGGUUAAACCGGGAGCUGUAAAGUUCAAUAUUCUUGUCGCCAACUGGACAUUUUGUGGCGACAGUGAUGGGGCGAAUUGUGCAGGAAGAAUCGGACGUUAUCUUGAUGUGACACUCCGUGUUCUUGGACGUAGACCUCCAACACGACGUAUGAAUCGUCGGCCACGACCUAGACCAAUGCCAAGAAACAUGACCCGUGGGGAGGAGUUCGAGAUGGGCGGGAAUGUCACCAUUUCUCUAUCACGAAAAGUUCGCAUUGAUAACAUGGUGAGGUCUGAAGAUAUGCCUGAAAAUUUUCCAGUCUACGAAACAAGGGGCGCCAUCCAGCUUUUCCGUUUCCGGUUUCGUAGAUUCAGAAGAUACAUAUGGUAUGAUCCACUGGUCACCACUGAUGAUCCGCCUCAAAUGUCGGACGAUUCUAACACCAACGCCGGAAGUCACUUCUCAUGGGUCACUUCAGUGGUGGCCCUUGCGGUGUGUUUCUUAGUACUCAUCAGGCAUUGAAUACCCCCGCUAUUUCCCGUUGAAGUAUUCUAAAUGUUAAAAUUAGCUGAAUGCAAUAACACAAUCCUGCGUUAUAGUCACUUUAAUUAAUAAUGUUUCCCAA